Molecule: messenger RNA, 297 nt
Organism: Micromonas commoda
Lineage: Eukaryota; Viridiplantae; Chlorophyta; Mamiellophyceae; Mamiellales; Mamiellaceae
Exons: 2
Coding region: 1-297 (98 amino acids)
Source: RefSeq, a predicted model, not a curated record
AUGACCCGUGUCGGGGUCCUCGUCUCGGCGUUCCUGCUCUUCGCAGUCACCUUGGUGGCUGCAGAAGAGCAACACACCGCAACCUCCGACGAGUUUUUCAAGGAGACUGUGGACAAGGGGCUCAUCGACGGGGUGCGCGUGAGAUACAUCCCCGGGAACGCGCCCGAACUCGUGAUGUUCGACAUGACCGGAAAGGAAAAAGAGCGGAUAAAUUUGGAGAAGAUGAGCGUGACGGAGAUCAAGAUGUUGCUCGCCUCGCACGGGUUCGCCGAGCGCGCGAGGAAGGUUGAGUUGUAG